AUGGUUUUGAUGAAAGGUAGCAGUGAAGACUCGAAAAGUGAAAAUUCACAAAGCGAUUGUGAAAACGAUAAAAUUGAUUCAAACAAUUCCAUUGAGAAUAAUAAUAACUACAACGCUACGCAAACAAAGCAAGCUUACAGGGAAAAGCUUGCGGAGGAUCCAUCAUAUGUUCCUAGAUUUGGAGAUUUUUGGGUCAUGAUGACCGAUUUGUCAAAGCAGAAGUUAAAAUUUUUCACAAACUUAGAAAGUUCCUAUAUGACUUUUGAUAGUUUAUAA
Entrophospora candida is the source of this 276-nucleotide messenger RNA. Lineage: Eukaryota; Fungi; Glomeromycota; Glomeromycetes; Entrophosporales; Entrophosporaceae. The record is from the annotation of a GenBank genome assembly.